Molecule: messenger RNA, 7192 nt
Organism: Linum trigynum
Lineage: Eukaryota; Viridiplantae; Streptophyta; Magnoliopsida; Malpighiales; Linaceae
Source: the annotation of a GenBank genome assembly
AUCCUCUCUCUCCCUUUUUGCUGCUCACCCAGCAACAGAUUAAAGCCUGACAGGAUAUUUCUAAGGGGUCAUUUGGAUGGAUCUUUUCCAAAAUGAGGCAAUUUGGUACAAAAGUCUCAUUUUGGAAAAUGAGUUAAUUGGGUGAGGAAAUUUACACAAAUUGUGCCGUUUGGAAUGGAUAGUGGGAUUGGAAAAUGUAGGUGAGUCAUUCUUGGCGAUUUACCAAUUUACCCUAUGAUGACUCGGUAUUUGCACAUGUUUUCCCCUUUGUUUCUUGAUUGUUUGAGCUUGAAUUAUUGCGUCUUUGGCCUAUUUUAUGCUAGGUUGUGUUCCUUUGUCCCAUUUCAGGUCCUAGCACAUAAAGUGAAGCAUAGGCGCAAGUUUCAAGUCAAUCAGAGAUCAAUUGACGAUUCGAGAGAAUAAACUCGGGCAUGACCUGAAGAAGAAUGGAUUUCUACCUCACUUUAUGGACAAAGAAUCAUGCAAGCUUGUUAGGAAACGAAAGAGGACGAGACUAUGAGCGUCUGGGAUCAAACGGCGACUGAUUCGGAGUCCGGACGAGGGAGAAACGAAGCAUUAAACAGAGGCUGAGCAAGCCACACGGGCAGAGCAGAAAAUCGGCACGACCAUGCAAGGUGAGCUGCACGGCCGUGCGGCCUGCCCGUGCAAGAAGCCUGGAAUUCAACUAAUUGAUGCGCUGCGUUUUGACUCGCACGGGCAACUAGGUGAGCCACACGGCCGCGCGGCCUGCCCGUGCGAGUCGGGAUUUUCUGCUUUUAAGCAGAUUUUCAGCCACAAGUCGAGGGGAUUCGAGUUUUAGAGAGAGAGAUCAGUUCCUAGAGAGAGAAAGCGACGAACAAGAGUCUCCAAGCGCCCUAGCUUGAUCUUCAACACCAUUGGAGGCCAGUUUGAGUUUGGAGAAGUGCCGAUCAACGUCCAGGAGCAGGAAUCCAUCCUCCACAGUAUGAAUUCCGCGUCUGAUUCUGCUUUUGCUUCUGUCUCCAUGGAGUAGUUCUCCCAUUCAUCUGGGUAUGGAGAACCCUAGAUUUGUAUGUUAGGCUUUGAUUGUAUGAACCCAAGUACUGAUUCUAUGAUUUGAUUAUAUUCGAUUGAGGUUUGAAUGAUUGAAUGACUUGAAUCCUGAUCAAAUUAUUGUUGUUUCUGCUUUAACCUAGAAUGAGAAUAUCUGCCUAGGUUGAUAGAGUAUCCUUGAUUGAAGGUAGGGAGUUGGUGACUUUAGUCGAGGAGCCAACUCACUAUUCUGUACCGGAUUUACUCCGGUAGUGGAGGUUUUGUUUGUUAAGGCCUCAAUCUGUUUACUCCGGUGGAGGUUAGUCGCCCGCUAGAGACUCAGAUUGAGAGGGUCUGAAGACCUUUAGUCGAGACUUCAGGCUGUUUAAGAACCUUCCGCAGUAUAACUAUCAUAGAAAAUGAACUUGGUAAUUACAAUCCGGCUUAACUGCAGUCUAGGGGGAACCAUAUCCGGGUGACCUCUCUUAACCUGAAUACAACAGUUUACUUGCUUUGUUUGUUUGAUAGUUUAGACUUGCAUUCCAGUUUCAUUGCUAGAUAACAAGAAUUCACUGAGUAGUCAUCAGAUCUAGGACCCGGGUUGAUAAUUAAACCCAAACCCGCUAUACUACGCUUUAGGAAGUGGUUUCACUUGGCCAAUUCCUGGAGUGACAGUAGAAGUGAGUCAAGUUUUUGGCGCCGUUGCCGAGGACGGCUAGGUUGUUGAAGAAAAGUGAUUUCUGUUAAUUUAGCUUUUCCUUUUGCUUUGUUUGCUUUGUCCCACUUGUGCCUUCACGGGUUUGCUUGCUUGAGUGUGUGCAGGUAGUGCAUGACCCGUAGCCAGUCGGGAGGUUUACUGCCGUUGAAUCCGGAGAUUGACCGCACCUGUCGCCAACUCAAGAGACAACAGCGAGCUAGACUGGCUACGGAAGAGCGCAUAGAAGGCCACCUGAGUAGCGAUUUUGAAGAAGAGUAUGGGAUGGACGGAGACUACAAUCAGCACCAGGGGAAUCCUCAGCAGGCUCCCCCGGUGAAUCAGGUCCUGGGGAACAACCCCAUACCCCAGGAUCAUGGAGUUCAUCAUCCACCGCAGCCGGGUCCCACCUUGGAGUACUACUACACUCCUCGGAUUGCUGACAUCCGCCCGGUCAUCCUCUACCCGCCUAUUCCAGCAAACAACUUCGAGAUCAAGCCAUGCUGGAUUCAGCUCAUUACAUCUUCUAUCCAGUUCCAUGGCUUGAAGGAUGAGGAGGCCAGGGUGCAUCUUUCCCGUUUUCUGCAGCUGACGAACGGGUUCAAGCUGAAUGGUGUCCCUGAUGAUGCAAUCCGCCUUCAUCUCUUCCCCCAUUCUCUGGCGGGGAAUGCUAAGAGGUGGUUGGAGACCCAGCCCCCAUUGUCCAUCACCUCUUGGGACGAUCUGGCUGACAAGUUCGUGCACAGGUACUAUCCGGCAUCGAAGACUACAGAGAUUCAGCGGGAGAUCACUCACUUCCACCAAGAGCCAGAUGAGUCACUUCGUGAUGCUUGGGAGCGGUACAUGGGACAUUUCUGGCAGUGUCCCCAUCAUGGCUUCAGCGAUGCAUUCACAGUGGGGAACUUCUACAGUGCUCUCUCUCCAGAUAGCCAGAGGGUGAUUGAGUCUCUAUGCCCAGGAGGGGAUAUUCUUAUUAAGACUCCACCCGAGCUGAACCAGAUGAUCAGUACGUUGGCUGCCAGAGAUCAUUCUUGGGGACAGGGUAGCCGAGGCAGACAGUCCCGGGACCGUGGUGUGCACGCCAUGGAGACCAGAUCCGGGCUCGAGCAGCAGGUAGCUGAGCUAGUGCAGACAUUGAAGCAGCCCAACAGUCUUAUUCCGGGCAGAGGUUUGGCUACACCUCCAGUUGCUCAAUGUCAGUGGUGUGAGAGCUCGAAUCACUUAGUGGAAGACUGCCAGGCUAUGAGGGAGUCUACUACUCCCCAAGAGCAGUUGGACUUCAUCGCCAAUGCUCGGCGCCUCGACCCGUACAGCAACACCUAUAAUGAGGGGUGGCGCCAGCAUCCCAACUUCUCUUGGGGCAGCAACACCACUAAGCCACCUGGUUUCCCAGCACCAGCUGGUGGCUUUCAGCAGAGACAGCCCUUCCAGGCUCGACAGGGGCCAGCCCCACAACAGCAGCCCUACCAGCCUAGGCAGGGGCAACCAUUCCAGCAGCCCCAGCGCCAGUUUGCCGAGCCAGCAGCAGCUCCGGCCCUAGAUUACCGGAUGACAAAGCUGGAAAAUAUUCUAGCUUCAUUCAUGACUAGCACUCAGGCUACUAUCACGUCACUGGAGGCAGGUCAGCGGAACCAGGGUGCCAUUUUGCAAGAUCUGCAGACCCAGGUGGGCAUCUUGGCCCGCCAAAACACUACCAGGGCACUGGGGACUCUGCCUGCCACCACUAUCCCGAAUCCUCGGGAUCCUCACCAGCUCCAGCAGCUGGAUGCCAUUUUUACCAGGAGCGGUAAGACCAUAUCUGCUGAUCCUGUCCCGGCCAGACAGGAGGAACCACUACCUACUUCAGCACUUCCAGCCGACGAUGCAGAAGUGCGGGCGGAGAAGGAAGCUCCUGCUCCCAAGCCACAACCAGUGGUUAAGGAGCAUGUACCCCAACUUCCCUUCCCCACUCGCCUACACAAGGACAAGCUGGAGACUGAGUUUGCCAAGUUUAUGGCAAUGUUGAAGCAGCUCAACAUCAGCAUACCGUUCGUGGAGGCACUGUCGAAGAUGCCCAAGUAUGCCAAGUUCAUGAAAGACCUCCUCACCGACAAGAAGAAACUUGGGGAUCUUUCGACAGUGAUGCUCAGUGAGGAGUGUUCUGCUAUCCUGCAGAACAAGCUGCCCGAGAAGCGAAAAGAUCCAGGGAGUUUUACUAUCCCUCUUACUAUUGGCAGCAUGCAUGUAGGCAAGUCCUUGGCGGACCUAGGCGCUAGCAUAAAUGUCAUGCCAUAUAAGUUGUAUAAAAAGCUAGACCUAGGUGAACUUAGCCCUACUAGGAUGAGCAUUCAGCUGGCUGAUCGUUCCAUUGUGCAUCCUAGGGGAAUCAUAGAGGAUCUGCUUGUCAGUGUCGGUACAUUCACAUAUCCUGUUGAUUUUGUUAUUCUUGAUAUACAUGAGGAUGUGGAUGUGCCUUUGAUUCUGGGUAGACCUUUUCUUGCCACCGCCAAGGCACUUAUUGAUGUGCAUUAUGGUAAACUGAUCCUGCGUGCUGGGAAUGAACCGGCUACCUUUUCUGUGACUGAAUUUGAUCACUGUGCUAUGAUUGCUGUCACCCCUGUGCAUGCUAUGUCUGAUCAGGUACACGAGCCUGUCGUGUAUCCUUCUGCACCUCCUAUUUUGCAGGACCCUCCUAUCAUUCCUUCGCCGCCACUCCAUCCGGCCUCGUCUCCGAACAAAAAGGUCAAGGAGGAGUGGCGGCCGAAGCAGCAGGUUGCUAAGCCUGCACGGAAGAAGAGUGGAGACCACUAUGAGCUGGUCCCAACUCCUGCACCACGACCACCCUGGCCGUCCGGGUACUCACUCGCUUGCAUCUUGCCAGAUGGAUAGGUCGAGCUGACCGAUGAUGGUGGUCGCAUCCGUCGGGUUCAUAGCCACAACCUGAAGCUGUACCUCAAGAGCGACGUAGAUCCGCUCUUGGAGGCACCUGUUCCUGCACCUCCCUGAGUAUCCACCAUGGGCGUCCAGCUAAAAGACGGUAAAGAAGCGCUUGUGGGGAGGCAACCCCACCAAGGUUUGACUUUCUUUCUUGUGUUUUGAGUCGGAUUGUAAACCGGUUUGGUUUUGGUUUGUUUUCUUUUGUUUUGGAUGAUGUCUUAUUGGGCUGACAUUGGACCUAACAUUUUGGGUUUGAGCUCUUCUGUUCCCCUUUAGCUGUGCUUGGCUUGACUGGUCCGCUUCCAGUCCCUUGCAGUCCGUGCAUACCGGUAACAUCGUUCCCCUUUCCUUUCCCUCUUCUCCAUUGAGGGCAAUGUCGAUCUUAAGUGUGGGGGGGGGGGGGGGUGUUUAUCUUUUGACUGCGUUAGAUCUGUUUGUGUGCUUGGAGCCUAGUCCACUGUCCAAAUUUUUAAAUUUGAGGGCUCCAAGUACGUGUUCCUUGCAAUUGCCUGCUCAGUAUGCUUUGAAUUGACAGUCUUUAUAGUAAUAUGCAACCUAGGGAGGUAGUGUAGCACUAUGGAGGAUGUUGAUGCAUUUAAGAAGUCUCAUUUCUUCUUCAUAUUGUGUUGGUUGAUUGAGUGAAUUAGUGAUCUUAGGACCCUUGAAUUGUGUGGUGUUGUGGACUCUCUACCUGUCAUGGACUCUUGUUUCAUGUUUUGAGUUUAACAGGUGCUCGAAAAUGUGCUUCAAAAUAACGUCUCCCGUGCGAAUAGGGCGAAAGUGUGUAAGGGGAGACGGGAAUUCGUUCCCAAUUUCCACCUACUACCUCCAGCCCCCUUACAUGUCUUUCCCCCGCACGAGGCUCGAGACAUCCGCUCCUGGCAUGGCCAGUAAGAGCAAGUUGGGACCCUUGAAAAAAAAAGAAAAGAAAAUAACAGAAAACAAGCAAAACAGAAAAGAAAAGGGGUUCCAACCAUCUUCAAGAAGAAAAUAGAGCACCUUGAAAAAUGUGAGUCCAUGAUCUUUUGUUUUUGAGAAUCUCUUCACCCACAAUUCAUUUGUCCUCUGUUCACUAUUUGCCAUGAUGCCGACUGGAUACUAGUGCUCUCGCCGAAGAAGCUAUGAGAUGACUUGUGUGUCGGUUGACCUCGUAAGUUGCUAAAUGAUCUAAGAAGUCCUCUACCUACGAUCUGGGGUGUUUGUUGCUAUAGAGGUCUGAAGAGUUGCAUUGGUUUGAGUUAGGUUUGCUUGGGGACAAGCAAACAGUUAAGUGUGGGGGGAUUUGAUGACUCGGUAUUUGCACAUGUUUUCCCCUUUGUUUCUUGAUUGUUUGAGCUUGAAUUAUUGCGUCUUUGGCCUAUUUUAUGCUAGGUUGUGUUCCUUUGUCCCAUUUCAGGUCCUAGCACAUAAAGUGAAGCAUAGGCGCAAGUUUCAAGUCAAUCAGAGAUCAAUUGACGAUUCGAGAGAAGAAACUCAGGCAUGACCUGAAGAAGAAUGGAUUUAUACCUCACUUUAUGGACAAAGAAUCAUGCAAAUUGUUAUGAAACGAAAUAGGACGAGACUACGAGCGUCUGGGAUCAAACGGCGACUGAUUCGGAGUCCGGACGAGGGAGAAACGAAGCAUUAAACAGAGGCUGAGCAAGCCACACGGGUAGAGCAGAAAAUCUGCACGGCCGUGCAAGGUGAGCUGCACGGCCGUUUGGCCUGCCCGUGCAAGAAGCCUGGAAUUCAACUAAUUGAUGCGCUGCGUUUUGACUCGCACGGGCAACUGGGUGAGCCACACGGCCGUGCGGCCUGCCCGUGCGAGUCGGGAUUUUCUGAUUUUAAACAGAUUUUCAGCCACAAGUCGAGGGGAUUCGAGUUUUAGAGAGAGAGAUCAGUUCCUAGAGAGAGAAAGCGACGAACAAGAGUCUCCAAGCGCCCUAGCUUGAUCUUCAACACCAUUGGAGGCCAGUUUGAGCUUGGAGAAGUGCCGAUCAACGUCCAGGAGCAGGAAUCCAUCCUUCACAGUAUGAAUUCCGCGUCUGAUUCUGCUUUUGCUUCUGUCUCCAUGGAGUAGUUCUCCCAUUCAUCUGGGUAUGGAGAACCCUAGAUUUGCAUGUUAGGCUUUGAUUGUAUGAACCCAAGUACUGAUUCUAUGAUUUGAUUAUAUUCGAUUGAGGUUUGAAUGAUUGAAUGACUUGAAUCCUGAUCAAGUUCCUGUUGUUUCUGCUUUAACCUAGAAUGAGAAUAUAUGCCUAGGUCGAUAGAGUAUCCUUGAUUGAAGGUAGGGAGUUGGUGACUUUAGUCGAGGAGCCAACUCACUAUUCUGUACCGGAUUUACUCUGGUAGUGGAGGUUUUGUUUGUUAAGGCCUCAAUCUGUUUACUCCGGUGGAGGUUAGUCGCCCGCUAGAGACUCAGAUUGAGAGGGUCUGAAGACCUUUAGUCGAGACUUCAGGCUGUUUAAGAACCUUCUGCAGUAUAACUAUCAUAGAAACUGAACUUGGUAAUUACAAUCCGGCUUAACUGCAGUCUAGGGGGAACCAUAUCCGGGUGACCUCUCUUAACCUGAAUACAACAGUUUACUUGCU